UCAUCUUUAGAUUGGAGUGUACAAUUUUCUUUUCUCAUUCACUGGCCAAACGAUUUCUCACGUUACAUAAAAUUUAAAUUAAAACUUUCACACGGAUUUCCGCACUAGUUUUCGGCCUUUUCAGUUGGAUUUGGACGCCAUCAGUGGGUCGCACCAGGAUCUAGAUUGAGAUUGAGUGAGCAGGAUGUGCAAGUAUCUGAAAAUUGCAUACGCACCAUACGCCUGAGCGCCAAGUAGUCGAAAUCGAAAUCAAUCAAUCAUCCACGCAAAAUCUGAGACAAAAUUCAGCUUUAUUUCUAGAUUGUGGUUGUUCCGUAGUGUAAUUCCAAUUUGUGACCCAUUGCGGAGGAGCUGGAACUCACUCGGCACUCCGAUUGCAGCAUCAUUUGUAUCGCAGGCAUUACUCAGGCAUAGGCAAAAUCGAUAAGCCUCAGGUCGAGCGCCUGUCUGCUUGACACCACCGCGGCCGCCGCCAUCUGUCUCCACCCACCAACCAUCCCUCCACUCCACUCCACUCCACUCCACCGCAGUCCACUCCACAACCACCAUCAGUGCUCUGUGUAAGCUCGUAGCCCAUCGCCAGCAUCCACCAUGUCAUUCAUAGCCAAAUUGAAAGCCACGCCAUUGCCACCGCUGAAGAAUAUACUGAAUGUGGCCGUGCAAACGGCUCGACAGCAAAUUCCAGUGCGCAAGGAGUACGAGCAGCCGCCAGGCAGCAGCCAACAGAGGCCCCACCAGCCACCGCACCAGAACUUUGCCAACGGCCAGGCUAUGGACACGGGCAUGGACGGUGGCGACCAGAACACGGAGAUGAGCUCGAAUCCGUUCCGGAAUACGGGCACCUGGUCGAAUGAGGGUGAUGGCGAGGGCGAGGGCGACUACAAGAACGAGUACCAGAGCACAACCUUCAACGAGUACGAUGGAAGAUACCAGCAGACGGACGGCUUCAGGCAGGGCAGCAUCGCCUCAGAGGGCAGCUCGUUCGUCUGCGAGGGAGAAGGUGGCGGCGGCUGCAAGAUCGAUGAGUACCAGGCGGCAUGGAACGUGACCAAUGCCAUCCAGGGCAUGUUUAUUGUGUCGCUGCCCUUCGCCGUGCUCCACGGCGGCUACUGGGCCAUCAUUGCCAUGGUGGGCAUUGCACACAUCUGCUGCUACACGGGAAAGGUGCUGGUGCAGUGCCUCUACGAGCCGGACCCCACCACCGGUCAGAUGGUGCGAGUGCGCGACAGUUACGUGGCCAUUGCCAAGGUAUGUUUCGGGCCCAAACUGGGCGCCAGGGCCGUCAGCAUCGCCCAGCUGAUUGAGCUCCUGAUGACGUGCAUCCUCUAUGUGGUGGUCUGCGGUGACCUGCUGGCGGGCACCUAUCCAACGGGCUCAUUCGACUCGCGAUCUUGGAUGCUGUUUGUGGGCAUCUUCCUACUGCCGAUGGGCUUCCUCAAGUCCCUGAAAAUGGUCUCGACCCUGUCCUUUUGGUGCACCAUGUCCCACAUUGUGAUCAACGCGGUGAUCCUCGGCUACUGCCUGCUGCAAAUCGGCGACUGGGGCUGGUCCAAGGUGCGCUUCAGCAUCGACAUGGAGAACUUCCCCAUCUCGCUGGGCGUCAUUGUCUUCUCCUACACCUCUCAGAUUUUCCUGCCCACACUCGAGGGCAACAUGACGGACCGCUCCAAGUUCAACUGGAUGCUCGACUGGUCGCAUAUUGCGGCGGCUGUGUUCAAGGCAGGGUUUGGGUACAUCUGCUUUCUGACCUUCCAGAACGAUACGCAGCAGGUGAUUACCAACAACCUGCACUCGCAGGGCUUCAAGGGCAUGGUGAACUUCUUCCUGGUCAUCAAGGCCAUCCUCAGCUACCCCUUGCCCUACUACGCCGCCUGCGAGCUGCUCGAGCGGAACUUCUUCCGCGGUCCGCCCAAGACCAAAUUCCCAACCAUCUGGAAUCUUGACGGAGAGUUAAAGGUCUGGGGCCUGGGCUUCCGUGUGGCCAUCAUUGUGUCAACCAUCCUGAUGGCCAUUUUUAUACCCCACUUCUCCAUACUGAUGGGCUUCAUCGGCAGCUUCACGGGCACCAUGCUCAGCUUCAUCUGGCCCUGCUAUUUCCACAUCAAGAUCAAGGGUCACCUGCUCGACCAGAAGGAACUAGCCAAAGACUACCUCAUCAUUGCCCUGGGCGUGCUCUUCGGCGUCAUAGGAAUCUAUGACUCGGGUAAUGCCAUGAUAAAUGCAUUCGAGAUCGGUCUUCCAUUUUAAGAUUUCCAAUUUAAGUCAUCCACCAAUCGAAGUAGAUCCGAAGCUAUUGGUCCCCUCGCGGGCAUGGCAUGUCUUCCAGGUGCUUCCAAGCAUCAUCUGGCUGUGCCCAAAGGGGUUCCAAAAUGCUCGAUCUGUUCAUCA
Messenger RNA from Drosophila subobscura, 2388 nucleotides. RefSeq names its product vesicular inhibitory amino acid transporter (gene VGAT). Gene Ontology annotation, cellular component: vacuolar membrane. Bases 592 to 2247 code for a protein of 551 amino acids. The transcript has 2 exons. Gene Ontology annotation, biological process: amino acid transmembrane transport. Gene Ontology annotation, molecular function: amino acid transmembrane transporter activity. The record is from RefSeq and is a predicted model, not a curated record. Lineage: Eukaryota; Metazoa; Arthropoda; Insecta; Diptera; Drosophilidae.